This is a messenger RNA of Macrosiphum euphorbiae (potato aphid), 771 nucleotides long. The record is from the annotation of a GenBank genome assembly. Lineage: Eukaryota; Metazoa; Arthropoda; Insecta; Hemiptera; Aphididae.
AUGUCUACAAUAUUAGUUACUUACGAUGGAUCGGUUCAGAUAAUUUCAUUUAAUCGUCCAAAUAAACUAAAUGCCAUAUCAUUUCAGUGCUACAAUGAAGUGACUAAAGCUCUCAUAGAAGGAGCCAAAAAUGAUUCUGUUUUUCUUACCAUAUUAACUGGUGUAGGAAAAGCCUAUAGUAGUGGUACAGACUUAUUUGAUAGUUCUGUUGUAGAUAUGGAAGAUCGUUUGAUUGCGACACGAGACUUUGUAAGAGCAUUCAUAGAUUAUCCGAAGCUGUUAGUUGCAUUAGUCAAUGGUCCAGCAAUUGGCAUUGCGUGUACUACGUUAGGACUGUGCGAUCUUGUUUAUGCAACUAAAACAGCGACAUUUUCAUGUCCUUUUCACAGAUUGGGUAUUACUGCCGAAGGAUGUUCAAGUAUUACAUUUCCAUUAAUUAUGGGCAAAACUAGGGCCACUGAAUUUUUGUACUCUGGUAAGACAUUGAAUGCUAUUGAUGCACAGAAGAUUGGCUUGGUCAAUGAAAUUAUCAAUGACGGAAUUAAUGGAAGAAAUCAAUUAAUUAAAAAAAUCACAACUGAAAUAGCUUUGUAUAAAUUGCCUAUAGUGUACACAAAAUCAAUGAUGCUGAAUGGUGUGAUCUCUAAGGAUGAACUGCACAAAGCUAAUGAUAGAGAGAUUGAAAGACUGAUAGAAAGAUUCAAUUCAGAUGACUUUCAAAAUUCUAUUGCUAACUAUUUUAAACAAAAAACGUUAAAGAAUAAGUUAUAA